CCAAAAACAGCUUCAGCAAAAAUUCCUCGCGUAAACUGAGUGAACGUAGCUAGGCGGUAUUCGCAUCCUAUUGUGCACCAAGUGGGGUUUUAUCAAUUAUCAAGCAUGUAGGUACUUGAAAACUACAUCAACAAUAUAAUGCAAAAAGCUCUAUAAAAGUUGAAGGUGGUAGCUUGAAAACAGUUGCCAGUGGACAUUCGACGCGAAAUAAUUCAUUAAAUCAUGAAACCCCUGGUUUCAGCUGUAGUUGUGUGCGUUGUUGCGCUGUUCGCACGAGCAAAUGGUCUGACUUUCUCAACUGACCCAACCAGCGACGUUUUGUCCACCGUCAGCACAUCCUUCCUCAGCGUCGCUUUGGAUACUGGCCUGAUCGCAUCUGCGGAUUUUUCCAACCCCACGUUCAGCAAACUGGUCAAGCUUCUGGCGCCCAUGCACUUUAGAAUCGGAGGAACUGCGGCUGAUGUUCUCAGCUUUGUGGAUGACUCCGACCUGGACACCACCUCCAAAGUAGGAGAUGAUCUGGUCUUAACAGCGUCUUCUUGGUUGAAACUGGCGGAGUUUGCCAAAAACUCGGAAGUCACCAUCCUGUUCGACCUCAAUUCCUUGCUGCGAAAUGAGGACGGGUCUUGGAACCAGGAAAACGCGGAGCAACUGAUCAAAUUUUCACGGGAACAUGAUAUAGAGCUGGACUGGGAGUUGGGGAAUGAGCCCGACUUGUACCAGGCGCUUUACAGUCGCGAAGUGAGCGCUUAUCAACUGGCUGUUGACUACCACAACCUUCGGGCCUUAUUGGACCAGUAUCAGUACGAUUCUUCUUUACUAGUGGGACCAAGUAUGUUUGAUGUGGGAAGCAGCGACAGCACCACGUCCUACCUGUGGAACUUCGUUUAUGAAGCUUCUUCUUCCAUCAGCGCAGUCACUUGGCAUCAAUAUUACUUCAAUGGGCGCGAUGCUACUGAAGAAUUGUUCCUCAAUCCCGAGACUUUUGAUUAUCUGAAACAGCGAACAGAAGUGGUUAAUGACAUAGUGGGAGCAUCCAAAAGAGUCUGGCUAGGUGAAACCUCUUCCUGCUACAACCAAGGAGCUCCAGGCAUGAGCGAUAGAGUCCUGGCUUCUUUCCUCUGGCUGGAUAAGUUAGGACUUGGUGCCCAACUGGGCUUGGAUGUUAUUGUGCGCCAAACCAUUUGGGGCUACAAUUACCCCCUAUUGGAUAGCGACUACAAUCCUAAUCCUGAUUGGUGGAUCAGCGCGUUAUACAAGAAGUUCGUAGGCCCCAAAGUACUCUCCAUUGAAAACGAUGGAGGAGAUUCACUGCCGGUAAGGCUGUACGCCCAUUGCGCUAAGCCAGACGAUCAAUGGGGAGACAAUGCUGUAGUAGUGUUUGGAAUCAACUUAGCGAACUCUACACAAAAAUUCAGCCUUUCAGGAUUCUCACCCGAAGUUAAAACUGACGGCAACCUUGGCUUCUUGUUCGAAUUAACUGCGGAAACCGAUCUGUAUUCUCAAUCGUUUCGCCUGAAUGGGGGACUUCUCUCCUUAACUGAAGACUUGGAACUGCCCGAUUUGGGAGUGCGAAUCAUAGAUAUGGAAAAAAUCUAUACAAUGGCAGCCCAUUCUUUGGCUUUCUGGUUAUUGCCCAACUCCCGUGUGCAAGCUUGCAAAUAACCGAUGUAUAUUUUAUAAUAGAUUUUUUACAUGUAG
Messenger RNA from Dendroctonus ponderosae (mountain pine beetle), 1701 nucleotides. Its product is annotated as heparanase. Gene Ontology annotation, cellular component: membrane; extracellular matrix. The record is from RefSeq and is a predicted model, not a curated record. Lineage: Eukaryota; Metazoa; Arthropoda; Insecta; Coleoptera; Curculionidae. Bases 223 to 1665 code for a protein of 480 amino acids. Gene Ontology annotation, molecular function: hydrolase activity, acting on glycosyl bonds. The transcript has 10 exons.